UAUAAGAAGGGUGAGUGCUGCUGCUCUGGGUUGCUUGCUCUUCAUUAUCAACAUCUACAUCUACAACAUCUCUACACUACAAACCAAACCUACUUACUUCUUUUUCCCUUUCACAACACAAACUUCACAAUGGAUUUCGUCAAGAACGCUAUGGGCGGUGGUAACAAGGACGGUGCUACCAACAGCAACGCCGGCGGCGCCCAGAAGGAAGACUACGUCGACAAGGCCUUCUCUGCCCUCAACGACAAGGCUGGCACCAACGUCUCCCGCGACAACCAGGAGAAGAUCACCGACUUUGGCCGCAACGCCUACGAGAAGAAGACUGGCAGCAAGGUUGACCCCAAGUACUCCAACUAAAGAGAGGAACAAUUUAAUGAGAUGGAUGGAUGGGAUGCUCUCAAAGCGAUAAAGAGCUAGUAUGAAUUAAUAUGACAUAAUUAUUGAUCCACA
This is a messenger RNA of Fusarium graminearum PH-1, 450 nucleotides long. RefSeq lists its product as uncharacterized. The transcript is spliced from 3 exons. NCBI's taxonomy places the organism in Eukaryota, Fungi, Ascomycota, Sordariomycetes, Hypocreales, Nectriaceae. The record is from RefSeq and is a predicted model, not a curated record. Bases 130 to 357 code for a protein of 75 amino acids.